This is a messenger RNA of Lampris incognitus (smalleye Pacific opah), 1575 nucleotides long. It is a transcript of the gene anxa5b, whose product is annotated as annexin A5b. Lineage: Eukaryota; Metazoa; Chordata; Actinopteri; Lampriformes; Lampridae. Gene Ontology annotation, molecular function: calcium ion binding; calcium-dependent phospholipid binding. Gene Ontology annotation, biological process: negative regulation of coagulation. The transcript has 13 exons. Gene Ontology annotation, cellular component: cytoplasm. The record is from RefSeq and is a predicted model, not a curated record. The coding region runs from base 153 to 1106 and encodes 317 amino acids.
UCCCGCCAGCAGGGUGUGGCCCACACGCUCACGCGCCGUCGUCUCUCCCGGGCGGAUACGUCAGUCUCCCUUCUCUCUCUCCUCUCGCCCUACGCCGACGCAACGACCCAGACGCCAACCUCGUCCGCCGAAGGGAAGCCAACGUUGUCCAAAUGGCCAGCAGAGGAACUGUGAAAGCCAGUGCAAACUUCAAUGCCAAUCAGGAUGCCGAGGCCCUGUACAAGGCCAUGAAAGGACUUGGUACGGAUGAGGAUGUCAUCUUGCAGCUGUUGACAUCUCGCAGCAACGCCCAGAGGCAGCAGAUCAAGUCUGCCUACAAAACCCUUCACGGAAAGGAUCUGAUAAAUGACCUGAAGGGGGAGCUGGGUGGCAAAUUUGAGACCGUCAUCGUGGCUCUGAUGACCCCACCCAUCACCUAUGAUGUGACUUUACUCCGCAAUGCCAUUAAGGGGGCGGGGACAGAUGAGAAGGUUCUCGUAGAGAUUCUGGCCUCCAGAAAAGCCCAGCAGAUCAAGGACAUCGUAGCUGCCUACAGAGAGGAUUAUGAUGAUAACCUGGAGGAGGACAUAGCUGGUGAUACGUCAGGACACUUUAAGAGGCUGUUGAUCAUCCUGCUUCAGGCUAGCAGGCAGCAGGGGAUCCAGGAGGGAACCAUCGAGAGUGAUGCUCAGGCCCUUUUCAAGGCAGGAGAGGAGAAAUUUGGCACCGAUGAGCAACAAUUUGUCACCAUCCUGGGCAACAGGAGUGCAGAACAUCUGAGGAAAGUGUUUGAUGCCUACAUGAAGCUGACAGGAUACGAGAUGGAGGAAAGCAUUCAGAGGGAGACUUCUGGAGGCCUGAGAGACCUGCUGCUUGCCGUAGUGAAGUGUGCCAGGAGUGUCCCAGCCUAUUUUGCUGAGACUCUGUACUACGCCAUGAAGGGGGCUGGGACUGAUGACCAGACCCUGAUCAGGGUGAUGGUGUCCCGCAGUGAGGUGGACAUGUUGGACAUCAAAAGGGAGUUUAGGAGGAUGUUUCCCAACUCUCUGCACUCUAUGAUUAUGGGCGAUACCUCUGGCGAUUACCGCAACACCUUACUUCUACUCUGUGGAGGGGACGACGCCUAAUGGCAACAAGCAGGAAAACAGCAACGCUUGAAGGGCCUCCUCUUUAAGUGGACCCACGGGCUGUCAAUCACUCACUGACUCAAGGACAAGGAAGGAUAAAGGUUUGAGUCAUCGCAGCAGAGCUCAGUUAUGAGUGAGAGACGGUCCAUACGGUCUUUUAAAAUAUCAUUCCAAUAUAUUACUUUCAACGGUAGCUAACAUUGUGUUAUGUGUACACAUUAACGCAGCUUUUGGUCUGCUAUUUUUUUUAAUAUUUUGCAAGUCACAUUAAAUUAGACAAUGAAUAACAAUUAUAUAAAACACAUCAUCACAUUUUCCCCUGUUCUCCCUCCCGUAAUUGGUCUGCAAAUUUCUUCGGUAUGACGGAUCGUGCGUUUUUGAUACCAAAAUAUCUAUGAUUGUGUUUAUAAGCACUUUGUAUGGCAAAACUAAUAAAGGCAAUAAUAAAUGUGGCAACUGAUCAAGUUCA